AUAUUAGCACGUGAGGUAAACAAAAAACAGUUUUUAAAAAGUUAGUCAUGAAUUUGUUACCAAAAUCACACGAGGAAUUCGCGCAACCAGAAUACUGGAAUUCCUUCUUCACAAAACGCGGUGAGAAGGCCUUUGAAUGGUAUGGCGAAUAUUUGGAAUUAUGCGAGCAAAUACACAAAUAUGUAAAGAAUACAGAUCAAAUUCUAAUGCUGGGUUGUGGUAAUUCACAGCUUAGCAUGGAUAUGUACGACUCAGGUUUUAGAAAUAUAACAAACAUUGAUAUUUCAACGGUGGCAAUUAGAAAAAUGUUAGAAGUAAAUGCUCAUAAACGUGAGAGUAUGAAAUUUCUGCAAAUGGAUGCGACGCAAAUGACUUUUGAGGACGAAUAUUUUUCCGUUGCUUUAGAUAAAGGCACAUUGGAUGCGCUUUUUGUUGACGACACACCGGAGGUACACGCAACCGUGGAACGCUACUUCAAUGAAAUCAAACGUACUAUGCGCAAUGGUGGGCGUUACUUGUGUAUAACCCUACUACAAGAACAUAUAUUGAAAUAUAUUUUAGAUUAUUUCCCACGUAAUGGUUUUAUGUUACGUGUGGUACACUGUGCCGAUGCAGAUCGUGCCAAUCAGGAAAAGAAUGCAGAUAAUCCUGAUGUUAUGCCAAUGCCUGUCUUUAUUGUUAUUGCAACCAAAUUCAAGGCAUUACCAAUACCGAUAUUGGAAUUUAGCUUGGGUAAGGACAAAAUGCAACGUUUACCAAAUGUUCAGGAGUUGAAAAAUGCUGUGACGGCUGUACAAAGAGCGGCGUUGAUAUGCAAUGGUUUAGCUCGCACAAAUAUUGCAGGACAUGAAGAGGUUGUAAUGGAUUUGUGUCAACCUGGCGAAUCUACUCGGCGUUACACAGUCCAUGUCCUGGAUCAACCACCGGCAAGGGGUUUAGGUAAAUUUGCCGCAUUCAUUGUACCUCAGGGCAGAGAGAUUGAAUGGCUCUUUGCCACAACUCAGGGCCGUAGAAAAUUACACAGUUCCGCGAAAUUUCAGCGCCUAGCAGUUGUGACACUUCAUCGCGAUCAGGAAUAUGUGUCAUUGGACACAGUUAAGUGUGAACUUGCAGAGAGCAUCAAGAGCCUAGCGCCUAUUGGUCUAACGGAGCAGAUUCCUUUCCUAUCUCUAGGCGCUGAUGUUGGUAAACGUGAAACUCUAGUAAGUGGUUUUUCCCAAAUAUCCGGCGAUUUUCGCAUUGAGGAGGUGGAGGGUAACGAUGGAAAAAUAUUUCGGCGUCUGAUCUUCCUCAGUAAUCAAUUUGUAGUACAAUCAGAAGCUUUGGUCAAGACAAUAAAACUGAAGGGUAAAAAGGAGCGUAAGAAAAUUGAUUUCGGUUAUUUGGCAUGUCAACAUCAUUUAUAUAUGUCUGCUGGUGUACAAUUGGCCAUUGGUUCAAAAAAUGCUGCCAAUGAGGUCAAAGAUGUGGUAGUGGUGGGCCUAGGCGGUGGUGGUCUCUGCAGUUUUCUACAUGCAGCUGUGCCUAGUGUGCGGUUGACAGCAGUUGAAAUAGAUCCCAUCAUGCUGGAAGUGGCAGAACAGUAUUUUGAAUUAAAGCAAGAUAAUCGAUUUCAUGUAGUAAUCGAUGACGGCUUGUCCUUUUUAGAAACUUGCAAAAAUGAAGAGAUCAAAUUCAACGCCGUGCUGUUUGAUGUAGACAGCAAAGAUCUUUCGCUUGGCAUGAGUUGUCCGCCAAAAAGUUUUCUUGAACCGACAGUGCUAAAUAACAUUAAGUCAAUUAUUGGCGAUAAAGGCUUAUUCAUAUUGAAUUUGGUUUGUCGUGAUGAAGCGUUGCGGGACGAAGCCUUACUACAACUACGCAGUGCUUUCAAAUCGGUUUGUUGUUAUAAGCUGGACGAGGAUAUAAAUGAGAUUAUUUAUUGUUCAAAUAAUGAAAAGUACAAAAGUAUAGCGGAAUGGAAGAAAGAUUUGGGCGCUGCUGCUCGGCGCUUAAAUAAUGCGGCAAAAGAGCAGAAUUUGCAUAAGGAAGAAAUGUUAGAGGUUACGGAGUUUUUAAAUGAAUUAAAGAUUUAAAUUAAAUAUUUUAAUACAAAAUUGGUUAUAAAGUGAGAAAUGUGAAAUUUUGAUGAAGUUUGUUAUGAAUUAUAAUAAAAAAUUGAAACAAAGUCGCUUUAAAGAG
Molecule: messenger RNA, 2181 nt
Organism: Bactrocera dorsalis (oriental fruit fly)
Lineage: Eukaryota; Metazoa; Arthropoda; Insecta; Diptera; Tephritidae
Product: eEF1A lysine and N-terminal methyltransferase homolog
Exons: 11
Coding region: 48-2075 (675 amino acids)
Source: RefSeq, a predicted model, not a curated record